This is a messenger RNA of Macrosiphum euphorbiae (potato aphid), 765 nucleotides long. Lineage: Eukaryota; Metazoa; Arthropoda; Insecta; Hemiptera; Aphididae. The record is from the annotation of a GenBank genome assembly.
AUGGCAAUCGCCAACAAUGUCAUUCUACAAAAUGCAAAUUUUUCUGUACAACGGUCUGACAUCACCAUGUGUAGGAAGCUGGUCGAAAAAGAGAAAGAUUAUGUGUUUGAGUUACUGGCAAAUUCAAUAGCGCCCUCCCGCCAUGUCGACAUUCACAUUAAAAAUGCAAUAUUAUGUUUAUUGUUGGGUGGAGUUGAAAUUACGUUACCCAACAACUCCCAUAUACGUGGAGAUAUCCAUAUACUAUUAAUUUUGGAUCCGAGUUUUGCAAAAUCACAACUAUUGAGAAGCGUAUUGCGUGUUGCUCCCUUUGCAGUAUGCACUACAGGGAGAGGAUCUACGGGAGUUGGUUUAACUGCAGCCGUCACUACCAACAGAUCAACUGGUGGUCGUCAUUUAGAAGCUGGGGCUAUGGUACUUGCUGACAGAGGUGUGGUGUGUAUUGAUGAAUUUGAUAAAAUGUCAGAUAUUGACAGAGUAACUAUACAUGAAGCUAUGGAGCAAGGGCAAGUGUCUAUUUCAAAAGCUGGUAUACAUGCAAAACUCAAUGCCAGAUGCUCUGUUUUAGCCGCUGCUAACCCACUAGGUGGUUAUUAUGAUCAACUUAAAACUCCAAGGGAUAACAUAGGUAUGCAAGAUUCCUCACUAUCUCGGUUUGAUUUAAUGAUGAUCAUGUUGGAUGUACCUGAUCGUGAAAAAGAUAUUUCGUUAAGUAACCAUGUCGUGCGUAUACAUUUUUUUAUUUUUUUAUUUUAUUUUAUUUAA